CGACAAUUGACAUACACUUCCUCCGCCGCCCGUCGAUCUCUCCGGCGACUUCUUCGUCUCAAGGCAAACCAAUUUAAAGCCUUUAUCGUUCGUGAGGCAGGCGAAAGCUAUGGUGGAUUUAGAUGACUUGCUUCUGGAAGCUGCUGGGCGAACAAACGCAGCUCCUUCUAGAGCCCGUCACUCUCAUCCUCCUCCAUCAUCAUCAAGAAGACGCGAAGGCUCUUACUCUGAUGGUGGCAGUGAUUCAAGGGAAGAAGACUCUGACGAAGACCACCGUGGCUACCCAACAACUAGUAGAAAACCUUCUGGCUCUCAAGUCCCUUUAAAGAAGAGACUUGAAGCAGAGAGAGAAGCUGACACAUCUGACCGUGAAGCUGACGACGACAGCAGCGAGGAAUCCGACUUCGGAGACGAUCUUUACAAGAAUGAGGAAGACAGGCAGAAGCUCGCUGGGAUGACUGAGUUUCAGAGAGAGAUGAUUCUCGCUGAGCGUGCUGAUAAGAAAGGUGAUAAGAGCUUCACCGAGAAGCUUAGGUCCAAGAGGGAGAACGAGAAGAAUACAACCCCUGUUUCCAAGCCUCUUCCGGCGGCUUCUCGUGGUGUGAGGUCUUCUGCUAGAUCUGCAGAUAGAGCUGCUGCGAAGGAUGAUGCUUUGAAUGAGUUGAGGGCUAAGCGUAUGAAGCAGCAGGACCCUGCGGGUCUUAGGAAGCUGAGGGAUGCGUCGAAAGGUGGUUCAGGUAGCAGAGAUUUCUCUUCGAUGAAGAGGAAGCCUUUAGCUUCUUCGAAGUUGAGUGUCUCGAGUGACAGUGAUAGGUCUCGGAGUGACGAUGAAGGGUCUAAUGGAGGAAUGGUGGACAGUGAUGACGACAGGUCUGAUGUGCCUACGUAUGAGGAUAUUAAGGAGAUUACUAUUAGGAGGUCUAAGCUUGCUAAAUGGUUUAUGGAGCCUUUCUUUGAGGAGCUUAUUGUUGGUUGCUUUGUGAGAGUUGGGAUUGGAAGGUCAAAGAGUGGUCCCAUUUAUAGACUCUGCAUGGUCAAGAAUGUAGAUGCAGCUGAUCCAGACAAGGUGUACAAGCUAGAGAACAAGACUACGCACAAGUAUCUUAACGUGUUCUGGGGUAAUGAAAGCUCUGCUGCUCGUUGGCAAAUGGCGAUGGUCUCAGAUGGGCAUCCUCUGGAGGAAGAGUAUAGGCAAUGGAUCAGAGAGGUUGAGAGGACGAAUGGUCGUCUGCCCUCUAAGGAAGAUGUAUCAGAGAAGAAAGAAGCGAUCAAAAGAAUCAACAGUUUUGUUUACUCGGCGGAGACUGUUAAGCAGAUGUUGCAGGAGAAAAAAUCUGCAUCCGUCAGGCCAAUGAAUGUUGCUGCUGAGAAAGAUCGGCUUAGAAAGGAGUUGGAGAUUGCAGAGAGCAAAAACGAUCAAACAGGUGUGGAGAGGAUCAAAGCUAAGAUCAAGCAGCUCGAUGCAUCACGGAAUAAGAAAGGAGUAGAUAAAAAAGCUCUCAAACUCUACGAGAUGAACAAGAAGAACAGAGCUGAGAAUUUCAAGAACGCAUCCGAGGUGAAAUCAAUCACUGCUAGUCUCAAGGCUGGUGAAGCUGGAUAUGAUCCGUUUUCAAGGAGGUGGACACGGUCAUCGAACUACUACAAUGGUAAAAACAGUGGGAAAGAUGGAGGGGAGAACGAGGCGGCGGCUGCAGCAGCGAUUGAGAGCAAUGGAGCAGAUGCAGCAGGAGGAGAGAACGGUGUUGAAGCGACAGAAGCAGCUUUAGAAGCGGCUGCAGAGGCAGGGAAGCUAAUAGACACAAGAGCUCCAAUAGGUCAAGGAGCUGAACACAAUCUGAUGCAUAACUUUGAGUUGCCCUUGUCGCUAACUGCGCUGCAGAAGUAUGGAGGACCUCAAGGAGUACAGAAAGCGUUCAUGGCGAGGAAACAAAUGACAGAAGCAACAGUGGGAUGCAGAGUCGUUGAGAAUGAUGGGAAGAGACAUGGACUUACGUUAACUGUUAGUGAUUACAAGAGAAGGAGGGGUCUUCUCUGAUUAUUGGAUUAUGUCUCUCUCCAAGUCUUUUCAGUGUUUCAUCAUCUUCUUCUGUAAACUGGGCUUGGUUUCUUUCUUUCUGUUUGUACUUCUUUUCCUAAAAUAUUUUUGUAUUCGUUUCUUAGUGAACUCUCCUGAUUACAUGGAUUUGUCGUUUUUGAUCCUAAUGAUUAAAUUAACAAAAUACUUGGAUGGUUUGGCCAUGGA
Messenger RNA from Eruca vesicaria subsp. sativa (arugula), 2245 nucleotides. The record is from the annotation of a GenBank genome assembly. Lineage: Eukaryota; Viridiplantae; Streptophyta; Magnoliopsida; Brassicales; Brassicaceae.